Cuscuta europaea is the source of this 2520-nucleotide messenger RNA. NCBI's taxonomy places the organism in Eukaryota, Viridiplantae, Streptophyta, Magnoliopsida, Solanales, Convolvulaceae. The record is from the annotation of a GenBank genome assembly.
UUUUCGUAAAUAGAUAUUUUAGGUCCAAGUUCUAAAAUUAAAAUCUCAUGGUUAUUUUUGUUUUAAAUCUAUCAGUUAUUUUUCUCUAAAAUAAGGCUUAAAUAACAACAACAAAUUAAAUUCCAAAUUUAUGUAAUUUUACAUCUGAAUAAUCAACUUUUUAAAUCAUUAAAAAAAAUCUAACAAUCUAUUUUUCAUUGUUUUACUAAUCUCUCAGCUAGCUUCACAGGUUUCUUUUGUUAUUAAUUCUGUGUCAAAACUUUGAAGUUAAGCUUAGGGAAAAGCUUUAUCAUCUAUACAGGAAUAACAGGCUUAAGAUUUGAUGAGAUUAUGGAAUUUUUGCAGAGCAUUGUCAUCUAUUCCCUCACCAGAUACCAGACCCCUCACAGUUUCCUAUCUCAAUAUCUUACUCCACCUUUCGAGCAAUUCCAAAACAUUGCGCCCUGGAAAACAAGCCCAUCAACACAUCAUUGUACACGGGCUUUCUGGAAAUUCAUUCUUCGCCACCAAAUUAAUCCAGAUGUACGCUGACUGUGACGAUAUAAGUUCUGCACUCCACCUGUUUGAUCAAUUGGCCGAACCGAAUAUCUUUGCAUGGACAUCAAUGAUUUCCUUCUUUUCUCGCAACACAUUGUCUUAUGAAUGUGUUAUUACUUAUGCCAAGAUGAAACGGAGUGGUGUUAUGCCUGAUAAGUUCAUCUUCCCGAGAGUACUGAGAGCUUGUUCGUUGUGUUCUUGCUUGGAAAUCGGGACUCAGGUUCACAAGGACAUAAUCGUUAGUGGUUCUGGACGCGACAUGCAUGUUGGAAAUUCUUUGAUUGAUAUGUACUCAAAAUGUGGGGACCUUCACAAAGGUAGGCUGGUUUUUGACCUGAUGGUAGAGAAAGAUUUAUGCUCUUGGAAUGCAAUCAUUUCGGGAUAUGUUUGCAAUGAUUUUCUUGCUAAGGCGGUGGAAUUGUGGGGUUUAAUGAGAAUUGAGGGUUUUGAGCCUGACAUAUUCACAUUCAACACUGUCAUGGAUGCUCAUUGCCGAAUGGGUCACUGUAAUAAAGCUCGUGAAAUAUUUAAACAGAUCAAGAACCCAACUGUUGUAUCGUGGACAACGCUGAUAUCAGGCUAUUCAAGAAUAGGAAAACAUGACACCUCGCUUGAGAUAUUCAAGAACAUGAUGAGUGGGAAAAGUAUUUAUUAUGCCGACUUAGAUUGUCUUUCCAGUGUCCUUUCCUCAUGCCAACAUUUGAAAGCUUUGAGGAUAGGACGGGAAAUUCAUGCGUACGGGAUCAAGGCCAAACAGUUGUGUGAUUUUUAUCAAUCGGCGGGACCUGCACUCGUGUUGAUGUACUCAAAGUGUGGGAAAACUGAAUGCGCAAUACAUGUGUUUGACUUGGUGGAUAACAAAUUGGAUGAUUCGGUUGCAUGGAACGCGAUGAUUCUAGGGUUUGCUGAACAAGGGGAACCACAUUUGGCCAUCUGGAGUUUUAGAAAAAUGCAGAAAAUGAGAAUCAAGUAUGACCAAACAACAAUCACAACCAUUUUGCGGGUCUGUGAGUUAGCAUACGGAAAACAGAUACAUGCAUAUGUGUGCAGAAGAAGUUUCCAUAAUGUCAUCUCUGUUUGGAAUGCAUUGAUGCACAUGUAUGCAAAAUGUGGAUGCAUCAAAGCUGCGCAUAAAUUGUUUUCCAAUAUGAGUAAUAAAGACUUGGUUUCAUGGAACACCAUGAUCAGAGGGUUUGGAAUGCAUGGUUUUGGUAAAUCCUCUUUGCAACUUCUGGAAGAGAUGAAACUUUCUGGAAUUCUCCCAAACUCUUUGACUAUCACUUCUGCACUGUCAGCUUGCAGUCAUUCGGGUCUUGUUGACCAAGGGGUAGAUAUUUUCAAGAAAAUGACACAAGAAGGCUACUAUUGUACACUUAGGAUGGAACACUUCACUUGUGUGAUUGAUUUACUGACUCGAGCCGGUCGGGUUGAAGAAGCUGUUGAGCUCAUUGUGAGAAUGCGUGUGGAACCCGGGAAGCAGAUUUGGGGUUCUCUUCUGUCUGCUGCUGUGGCACAACAAAAUUUUGAUAUUGCAGUUUUUGCUUCAAAGAAAAUGUUGAGGUUGGAGCCUGAGAAUGCAGGGCAUUAUGUGACUCUUUCAAAUUUGUAUGCAAGAGGUGGAAGACCAGAAGAAGCUCUCGGGUUGAGAAAACGAAUGGAGAGCUUGGGAUUGGUGAAGCAAUUUGGCCGGAGUUGGGUUGAAGCUUGAACUUCAUGGUUUAUUUACUGGGAUCCUGAAACCGUUGAGUCCGUUUGGAAUUUGGAAAUAGCAAGGGAAGCAAAAAAUAUUACGUAGUAUGAAGAUAUUAUAGUUUAUUACGUAUUGUGAAAUGGGUUCGUCUAUGGUGCACUUCAAAAUUUAGCGUGUUUCGGUGCAUUCCUAUUUUUAACCAAUUAAAUUAUAGUAAAUCUCCAUGUCAUACUCCGUAUUAAUUCUGUUAUUUGCAAUUUAAUCCCUCAAAUUAAAGUUAUUCUCAAAAUUCC